Molecule: messenger RNA, 4262 nt
Organism: Salpingoeca rosetta
Lineage: Eukaryota; Choanoflagellata; Craspedida; Salpingoecidae
Product: GTP-binding protein
Exons: 10
Coding region: 199-4212 (1337 amino acids)
Cellular component (GO): Golgi apparatus; endosome
Molecular function (GO): GTP binding; GTPase activity
Source: RefSeq, a predicted model, not a curated record
AAGGAAAGAAACGCAAAGCUGUGCACGAUUUUCGCUCCGCUCCUUCGCAACAACAAUCAAGAAGCCAAGCCAAGAUCGAUCGAAACACACGACCAGCAACAAGUGGCGCACUUCACAGAACACACCCACCAGCCACGCACGCCCCUGCAAGCCAGCUAGCCCACACGACCACACGACACGCCAGCCACACCACCAGCCAUGGCUUCGAAGGAUGUGCUCAUCAAGACUCUUAUCAUUGGAGACACCCAAGUUGGAAAGUCACAACUCGUCAUCCAAUACGCGGAUCAUACGUUCUCCGAUACGUACAUCGCCACCAUCGGCGUCGACUUUAAAACCGUGGUCCUAGAAGUUGACGGAAAGCAGAUCAGGCUUCAGAUCUGGGACUCUGGUGGUCAAGAGCGGUUCCGCAGUCUCAUCUCAAGCUACUUCAGGGGAACGCAUGCUGUUAUCAUCGCAUAUGACACCACCAACAAGGAAACAUUCGACAAUGUGCGCAAGUUGUGGCUCAAAGAGGCUGAGAAAUUUGCUGCACCCGAUGUCGUCUUGAUGCUCAUGGGCAUGAAGAGCGACCUUGAAUCAGACCGACAAGUCUCCACAGAGGAGGGAGAGAAGUUUGCUGCGAAACAUGACAUGCUCUUCGCCGAGACCAGCGCAAAGAGCAACACCAACAUCUCAGCCGCCUUUCAAACCCUCGUCGAAGGUGUUCUGCACAAAGGCGACGAGGGCCCAGGGAACAACAAGUCCGGCAAGAAAAAGACUAAGGACGCCAAGAAGACCACGGCACAGACGGCCGAUGAGCGGGCGCGGCAGCAGUACUUUGAGGAGGUGAAGGCGCUGAUGCAAGCGAUGGCACAGAAUGGCGACGAGCAGAUGGCGGCGCGGGCGAAGCUGAUGCUGGUCGGGCAGGGCCGCGCAGGCAAGACGACGACGCUGCGCUCGCUCAUGGGGAAGGCGUUCAACAAGAACCAGCACUCGACGCAGGGCGCCGCCUCCGAGGACAUGGCCGUCACCCUCGACUCCUUGGAAGUCUCCCACUGGAAGGCAGUUGACGAGGGCCUGUCUGAGGUUGCGCGGAGUCUGCGGGACACGGCGCUGGCGCAAAAGGCGGGCAUGGACGCCGAGCUGCAGGAGAAGAUGGAGGAAGCGCGACGCAAGUUUGAGGAGCGCCUGCAGAAGCACCAGCAAGCACACGACACGGGCACCACUGGACCUGGCUCGGCCCAAACGGACGAGAUGAAGAGUGGUGAUGGUGAUGGUGCAGAGGAUGAGAAGGAGGAGGAGGAUGACGUUGACACGGCACUGGGAGACGACGGGUGGGAGAAGGCGAUUGCCGACCUGGACAUGGACGCGACCAUUGGCGAUGGAAAGGCGCAGGUCACGUUCAAGAUCUUUGACCUCGGCGGCCAGUCCACCUUCUACGUCUUUCACCCAUUCUUCCUCACAGAGUACGCGGUGUACCUGCUGGUGUUUUCCAUGGAGGACCUGCUGAGCAAGGACGAGAACAAGCAGACAGAGACGUGGGAGUUUAUUGGCCACUGGCUGUCCUCGCUGCACCUGCACGCCACGAGCGCCCCAAUCCUGAUGGUGGGCUCUUUUGCUGACGCCGUCAAGAAGCGCAAGCAGCACGAGCACAUCUCGCGCGACCUCUUCAACCGCUUCAGCAGCAACCCGGCCUUCCCUUCUGUCGUCUUCAACACAGAGGGCGACCUCUGGUUCUGGCCCAUCGACAACACCAAGUCCAUCAGCGACCCCAUGAUACAGGACCUGCGCCAGACCAUCUCCUCCACAGCACUAGCGCAGGAGUACGUGAACCAGAAGGUUGCGUUGCCGUACCUCCACCUCUACGAUAAGCUGAUGCAGGUUGGCAAGGAGCAGGGCAGCCCGCUGCUCACGCUCGAUGAGGUGGUGGAGAUUGCGCGCACGUGUGGGCUGCAGGGAAGGAGGGAGACGAAAGCAUGCCUGCAGUUCUUCCACCUCUACUCGAUGGUGCUGUACUACGACAGCGUGCAAGGCAUGGAUAACUUCGUGAUCCUGAGCCCGCAGUGGGCGGUGGACACCAUGUCACGGGUCAUCCGCAACUUUGACCUGCACCGGGAUGUGCGGGACAAGGAGGCACUGCGGCUCGGCACGGAGCUGUGGAGCGACCUCAUCCACGCGGGCAUCCUGCACCGCCGCGUGCUGGACGUGCUGUGGAAGGACAUGGACAGCGCGCUGGUGGUGCCGUUUCUGCGCCUCAUGAUGCGGUACGGGCUGUGCAUCGAGUACACCCCGCCCAAGCUGAUGGAAGGCAGGAAUGGUGCAAACAGCAGCAGCGGCGGCGGCAACUCUGGUCACGGUGCACAGCGCAGUGGCAAGGCAGGCAAGCGGCGUGCCCGCAAUGAGCAGCAGCAGCAGCAACAGCAGUUUCUUGUGCCUGCGAUCCUGCCUAUGACGAUUCGUGGCGGGGGCAAGCAGGGCAAGGCAACGGCGGCAGCAGCAGCGGUGUCGCUGAGCACGACAGCAGCGCAGCACACCAACGCCUACAGCGGGUACGAGGAGAAGACGGCGUUCAUUGUGUUCUUCCUGCGGGAUAUCAAGCGUGGUGCCAGCGUCAAGGUGGACGACAUUCAACACGCAUCGUUCCUGCCCGAGGGACUGUUCACCGUUGUGCUGGCCCACGUGAUGGCGCAUGCGCAGCACGGUGCAUCACAGGAGCCCAAGCUAAGCCGCACGCACGCCAUUGCAUUCCUGGAGUCAACCAAGCUGGAGCUGCAGCUUGUGCCGGCUGUUGGCGGCAUCAAGAUGAAGAUCACGAGUGCGCAGCCGCGCGCCAUGCUACACACGCUGUACACGACCAUCUGCCAGGCGGUGGCGCGGCGGUACGCGGACCUACAGAGUCGGCUGCUGCUGCCGCACGAUGACGCAACGCUGCUGUACUACGACGACGUGCUGCAGCACCACAAGAAUAAGAAGGACGUGUGGGUGGACGAGGACCUUGUGUCUGCCAAGAUGCUUGCCACCAGGUUUGGCCCGCUGCUGCCCAUGCUCGGGCUGCAGGACAAGUACGACGUCUUCAUCAGCUACAGGCAACAGGCCAACAGCGGUUUUGUGAUGUCGCUGCACCCCAUGCUGGAGCAGCACGGGCUGGUGGUGUUUCUGGACGCCAACAACCUGGAGACGGGCCUCAACUUCAAGCUGUCGUUCAUGACGGCCAUUGGACUGAGCCUGGUGGCCUGCCCCGUGGUCUCCGCGGGUGCCCUUGCGCGCAUGCGGACGCUGGCCACGGAGGACUACUGCGACAACGUGCUGCUGGAGUGGAUGACAAUGCUGGCGCUGCGCGACCAUGUGCACGCACACGGCGACGACCCAGCACAGGUCCGGCUGCGUCGCAUUGUGCCGCUCUUCCUGGGGAGCGCGUGGCUCAACAGCAACAGCACCAGCGCGAGCAGCGACAGCGGCAGCCGUCUCGCGGGGGAAGGCAGCACUGGCGAUGGGGGCGGGGAUUCCUUUGGCGCCAUCCGCGAUGUUGCGAUGACGCUACCGGACGUCGUGAGCAAGGAGACGGCUGCGUCGCUGGACCAGUACUUUGCGCAAGUGCUGCACGCGCCGCCGCCCAGCAAGCACCGGAGUGUGCGGGAGACCGUGCUGGCGCUGUUUGACAUUGACGCCGUGGUUGGCGUUGGGACGCAGGGCGGCGGCGACAGCAGCCGGGCGGUGCAGCUGCGGUCGCACGCGGACACGGUGCGCAAGGUCGUGGCGAAUGCGCGGGAGGAGCACGCCGAGAACGGCGGCGGCAGUGAUGGUGGUGACGAGGGUAUUGAUGGUCGUGGCCGUGGUCGUGGUCGUGGCAAGGCAGGAGGCAGCAGCCAGAGGGCAACCGGCGGUGCGGAGCAAGCACCUCGUGGUGCGGCGGCGGCAAAGGAAAGGCAGCAGGGUGCACGCCACACAUCCUCAGGCGGACCGCCACGCGGCUUUGCGAUGAAGCGUGACCUGGAGCAGUGGCUGGCGGAGCUGGAUGUGUUGGAGGACGUGUACGAUGCGUUUGCGCAGCUUGGCAUCAAGACGUUUGACAUGCUUGAGCUGCUCGUUGAGGCGGGGGACGUGACGGCGGCGUCGCUGCAGGGGCAGGGCGUUGCGGUUGCGCCUGCGCGGCUGGUGGUGCAGCGGGCGAACCAGCGCCGCCGUGCUGCACGCGGCGCGGCACCAAAGCCAAGGGUCUGCAUGCUGAUCUAGCGGCAAAGGGGAGGGGGGGCGAGGAAGCGGAGGAAGGGCGUGUGUGUGUG